AUGUUACCAGUAGUGAGCUUUCGUUGUCUGACCGUGCAGGCUAUUGAGAAGGGUGCAACUAUUCCUAACACGAAGAUGGGUCUGAUUCCCUGGGCUCCUGAGCUUGACUCGGGUGAGGUGUGCGGUGUCCCCACCUCGUUCGAGACUCACAAGGAGUGGAAGGGCAAGAAGAUCGUGGUUGUUUCAAUUCCGGGUGCUUACACCCCUAUCUGCCACCAGCAGCACAUUCCUCCCCUCGUGAAGCGUGCUGAUGAGGUGAAAGCAAAGGGCGUGGAUGCCAUCUACGUUAUUGCGUCGAACGACCCCUAUGUCAUGUCAGCGUGGGGCAUCUUUAACAAUGCUAAGGACAAGGUUGUUUUCGCCUCCGAUCUUAACAUUGCAUUCUCGAAGGCCUUGGGCGCGACAAUUGACCUGAGCUUCAAGGACAUGGGUGAGCGUACCGCUCGUUACGCCCUUAUUAUCGACGACCUUAAAGUUGUCGAUUUCGGAUCGGACGAGGGUGACACUGGCAAGCUGCAGAAUGCUUCUGUGGAAACCAUCCUCCAGAAGCUCUAA
Malassezia globosa CBS 7966 is the source of this 555-nucleotide messenger RNA. RefSeq lists its product as uncharacterized. The transcript has a single exon. Gene Ontology annotation, cellular component: cytoplasm; peroxisome; mitochondrion. Gene Ontology annotation, biological process: cellular response to oxidative stress; cell redox homeostasis; hydrogen peroxide catabolic process. The record is from RefSeq and is a predicted model, not a curated record. Gene Ontology annotation, molecular function: thioredoxin peroxidase activity. Bases 1 to 555 code for a protein of 184 amino acids. Lineage: Eukaryota; Fungi; Basidiomycota; Malasseziomycetes; Malasseziales; Malasseziaceae.